UCUGGGUUUUUUUUGUCAAAAAGUAGGGGGGGGGGGGGUGGUGGUAGAUGCUGGAAAUAGUCAGCCGUGGCCAGUGCGGUGUUGACAUUUUUCCACCGACUUCCCCUCACACACGGCACGUUCUCACGCUUCUCCGCAUUGAGCUCGGAGACAGUCCCUGCCCCUUUUUUUUGUGAAACACAAUGUUGGGUGGAGCCGGGAUACGGAAGGGGACCCGGGAAAGAGACAGCCAAUGCAGGGUGGUCGGGGCUAGUGCGGACCAUGGUACAGGUUGCUGCUGGGUCUCGGAGUGGCUCACGCAGCGAGGCCAAUGAAUGCGGCGAAAUGGAGCUUCCUGCUGUGCGCCUCGGUAAGCGCCGCCGUCUGCCUCUGUAUCUACAUCACCGGCAAGGUCAGGCGGCCCGUGCCCCAGGCCUGGAGCCUGGAGCGAGCUGAUUGCGGGGACUACCCGGACGAGCUGUGCACCGCGCUCUUCCAGGGCAAGGCGGCCGCCGUGGGGAUCGGGGCUCGGUGUGAGCAGCUACACCGGCCCCAGGCCAGGGACCAGAGCCCCCUCAACUGCACCCGCCUGCUGGCUGCCCACUCGUACAUCACCCGGACCCUGUCGCAGGAGGAGGCGGAUUUCCCCCUGGCCUACAUCCUGACUGUGCACAAGGACCUGGACACCCUGCUGUGGCUCUUCAGGGCCAUCUACGCCCCGCAGAACAUCUACUGCAUCCACGUGGACAACAAGACGUCGGCGGAGUUCAGGCGCCGGGUGCAGGAGCUGGCCUCCUGCUUCCGCAACGUGUUCCUCGCGUCCCGCAGCGAGACGGUGGUGUACGGCGGCUUCUCCCGGCUGCAGGCGGACAUCAACUGCAUGCGGGAGCUGGUGGAGUCCCCGGUCAGCUGGAAGUACGUGAUCAACCUGUGUGGCCAGGACUACCCGCUGAAAACCAACCGGGAGCUGGUACGGUUCCUCAAGAGCCAGCGCAAGAGCAAGAACAUCACGCCGGGGGUCCCACAGCCCGAGCACGUGAAGCUGAGGACCAGCCACGUCCACCGGGAGUACGUCGCCCCCGGGCAGUCCUACGUGAUCCAGACCCCGGCCAAGAAGGCGGACGGCGUCCCCCACGGCCUGAAGCUCUACUUCGGCUCCGCUUACUACGUCCUCACCCGUGACUUUGUGGGUUUUGUGCUGCGGGACGUGCGGGCGAAGGACUUGCUGCAGUGGUCGAGGGACACUUACAGCCCGGAUGAACAUUACUGGGUCACUUUGAAUCGGAUCGCAGAUGCGCCAGGAGCAGACCCCGAUGCUGGGUGGGAAGGCAAUGUAAAAUUAGUUAAAUGGCUGGACCAGACUGAAGUAACCCACAAUGGUUGUAAAGGUCACUAUGUUCGCAACAUCUGUGUCUAUGGUUUGGGAGACCUGGAGUGGCUUGUUCAAAAGGACUUUUUAUUUGCAAACAAGUUUGAAGUCAACAGCCACCCACUAGUGGCACAGUGCUUGGAGCGGUGGUUAAGACCAAGGACUUUGUCUUCUUCUGAAGUACCAAUUCAGCAAGAAUGGUACAUUAAGAAUAACAAGUGUUUCUUUAAUAUUGAAGGCAAUGACUGCAGCAUCCCCUUGAAGUGAUAUACGGAUCCUUAGUUAUAAAAGAAGCAAGAGAAAGAAGAGUUUUUGUGUCCCGCAUCCCUUCUCUAAUCCUAAAAGGAAGCUGUUUAUCUGUCAUUGAUUAGAUGGAAAAUAUUUUCUCAUCUUCCUUUUUGAAUUUAAUUGCUUCCCUCAUGUCUUUCCUCUGCCCUUCAAUUUGUAUCACCUUGAAAGUUUAUUUUUCAUAUUUAAAUUAUUGGUUUUUGUGCAGGACAUCAUUUAUAAGUGAAGAGAAUGAAUGGAUGGUCAGCAUUCCCAUCACUGCUGUCACUAAUGUGCAAUCAUCUGCUAGCAGAUGCAGAAAAACAAUAUUUUCCCUCCUUUCUUCUGCCUGCUCAGUGCCUCCUUCACUUGGUACUCUUCACUUUCCCAUUCUUAGAAGAGUUGACAAGAUGGUGGGAGUAUAGAUUACUUUCCAUAGAGUAUGUUGAUUGCCUACUUGAGAAUACCACGCAAACCAAAUACCACCAGCCUGUAAACUCCAAAAGAAAAUAUGAGCAAGGUGGGGAGAAAGCUUUCGGAAAAUCCAAAGGCACUAAACAAAAUGGACUCCAUUAACAAACUUAAAGGAGCAUUAGACCUGGCAACUCAAACAUGGGAUUGCAAGAGACAUCGUCGGAAUUGUUUUUUUUAUAAAAAUUCUAAUGCAGUAUCUAAGGAAUUAUAAAUGAUUUAAUAAUGUAACUCUGGUGGGUAAACAUUGGAAAUAAGUAUUAAGGUAUCAAUUUAAGAACAUCUAAGUUAACAUCUCAAUUAAAGGAAAAUAUGUUUAACAAAUUUUACCGGCAUUUUCUAAGGAUGUAACAAUUAUUUAGAGGAUGAAAAAAAUGGAUAUUCGUUUAGAAAGCCUGUGAUGAGAUUCAUCACACGGUUUAAGGAAGUAAUGAAAACCAAAGGUAUUGAAAUUUGUGUAAGACGAUGUAUUAAUUUUAUUAUUGAUGAGAAAAUGGGGGUAUUUAUUAGUAAUUUUAAUUAUAACAGAAUCGCUCAAAACAAAAGGAAUUUUAUGUGGGUGACUCUGCUGGUAUUUUUGACUAUGUUGGAAAUGUUGCAAGUAUUGCAAGUCAUAAUUGAAAAGUUAAAUUACCAUUGAUGUUGUAAAAUGUGACAACAUUGUAUAGUGAGAAAAUAACUGGUUAUUGAUAAGGAAUAUAAAGGAAAUCGUUGUGCAUUUAUAAUGUACUUUUGAUAUAGCUACAAAUACAAAGGCACUUCAAAGAUAAAUAAUUCAGUUUGAAUUAAUGGCAAAUUAAAGAAUGAGCUGCUACAAGGGAUAAUAAAGUGCUCAGUCAAGGAGAGAGAUUUAAAAAGAGUCUUUAAAAAGUGAAAAGAUUUAAUGAGGGAAUUCCAGAGUCCGAAAGCCUAGGUAACUGAAGGUAUAGUUCUGAAUGAUGGGCUGAAGGGAAAGGCUGAUAUUAAUAAAUUGCAAUCAGAAGAAUACAGAGUUCUUUGGAUUGGAGGUAGGAGCAAGUUACAGGGAUGUGCAAAGCCAUAAAAACAUUUAAACGCAAGGAGGAGAACUUUACAUUUGGAAAAUGUGAACCAGUAUAGAUCACAAAGAACAGAGAUUACUGGGAACAGGAUUUUGUGAGGAAUAGGAUACAGAUAGCAGUUUUGGAUUUGGUGGAAUCUAAUAUUGAAAGAAGAAUCUCGGUGAAUGGGAAAUAUUACAGAAGCACUUAGAAUAUUUAAGAAACUAUAGUUUGAUGGACCAAGUAUAAAUCCAAAGAAAGAGUUGUCACAAUCUGUAAACCACUGGUAAAGCACAACCUGAAGUAUUAUAUCUACAUUGGAUCAAUAUUUGCACAAUUGCAGGUGCACUGAAAACAAAUGUCAAAGAAAGGCAAUGUGAAUAAGAUCAAUUCUUGUUGGCAGCCCCUUGAUUUGAACAUGACAUUUAGUCAGGGACAUAAGUUUCUUCUGUGGGUCUUCAUGUGACUGUUCAGGCUGAUUCUCAACUUGCAGAUCUUUUGACAUGAAGGGAAGGAAAUCUUAUGAAGUAUGGAACCCAAAGUGCAGGAUUUGUUUCCUUUUUUUUCUACUGCCACUCUGUCUUGUUGUUUAAGGCAUUUCGACUCGGCACGAUGCAACUCAAUGGGCAAGUUAUUGCUGUUUUAAACGAUUUAUAAAUGAGCUCCAUGCAGUCACUUGCGCCAACGCUGCUGUACUUGAACCUUAGAAUGUUUUUGUAGUGUUUUCUUUGUCCUCCCCGAACACUGGCAAGGACCUGAGGGGGAGAUGUUGUGCCAUCCAGGCAGUGUCCUGUCCAUUGUGUGUGUUUUGCCUGAAUACUUGUAGACCUGGUUUCAAGAAAGACACCAGUGUUUGUUUGAUGGUCCUCCCAUUAAACAGAGUGUCAUAGAAUCAAAGAAUCCAUGCAGUCCAGAUACAGGCCAUUCGGUCCACCGAGUCUGCACCGACUCCCCGAAAAGCAACCUACCCAGAGCCAGCUCCCUUACCCUAUCCCUGUAUUUCCCAUGGCUAAGUCACCUAGCCUGCUCAAAUCUGAACACUAUGGGGCAACUUAGCUUCGCCAAUCCACCUAACCUGCACAUCUUUGGACCGACGGAGAAAACUGGAGCACCUGGUGGAAACCCAUGCAGACACUGGGAGAACAUGCAAACUCCACGCAGAUAGUCAAGGCUGGAAUGGAACCCGGUCCCUGGUUCUGUGAGUCAGCACAAUGGUAACAACUGUGCCACCGUGCUGCCCCAAUGUGGUGGCAACAUUGCUGUUAGAAUUUCUGUUGAGAUCCUGUGUGUCACUAAUACACAGUCCGCAGUUUCACUGCCGUGCAGGAAUGAGAUGCUGACGACCACUUUGUAGGUUAGACUUUUGUUUACUCGUGGAAGUCUUAGAUGUAAACACUUGCUGGUGAUCUUCUGAGCUGUGUGGAAGCCAAAGAAUGGGAAAUGUUCAACAUGUUGCAGUGUUAUCUUCAACAAAUACAGAACUGAUCAGUUUAAAUAUAAAGGGAGCUAAAUCUAUUCUGUCUGUAGAAAGGGUAAGUAAAAUUGUAUGUUUACAUUACAUCUGUAGUGUCAGUGUAAAGUGGUGUUCCCUUGUAAAAAAUCUAAAUUUGCAAUUCCUGACCUGGCUGUCAAAGGAACCACUUUAUUCCAGAGUCAGCUUGGUCCCUGACUCUUGAUUCACCUAAAAGUCUGUUCACUUUUGACUGUGAAGCCACUUGCAUGGGUACUACUGGUAUAAUGUAAUUUUGCCUUAGGUUUGUGGGAGGACUGUAAAAGUGAAGGUGAAGAUAUUCUUAGUAUAUAAGCAAAAGGAAUGAUUUUAACCAGUGAUGUACUUGUAAAAUUAGGCAAACAGUGCAAUGUUUGUGCAUGUUGUUCACUGCAGUGCUGGCUACAUGUCUUCCCCCAACCCCGACAAUUGGUACUGUACUUUAGUUUGUGUAUUUUCCAUUUUUUUUAGUAAAGAAUUGUGUUUACGAUGUUCAGUUGACAGCAUAAUCAUCAUGUAAACAGAAAGUGAAUGGUUAAUCAUGUGCACUGUGGUAAACUGUUGACAAAAUAAAGUACUUGUUUCUUGUACCACAAUGGUGUUUGUAGUCUAGAAAUUACAGUUAAUUAGUUUCAUAUUCCACUAUCUGCUAUUUUAUUGCAGGUGUCAGGUGAUUCUGUUUUAAAUAUGUUGCUAAAUUCAAUGUAAUAUAUGAAUGUUUAUUGUUCAUGUGCUAACAUUACUGGAUUAAUCAACACUAAUGUAAUAGAUCUUUUAAUCACAGUAAUUGUCACAAGCUUCAAGAUCUUGAUCAGCAUUUUGAUGGUUGACUGAAUGUUACAUUCUUCACCUUUUAUGCUUUUUAACACACAUCUUGUAUCCCCAUUGGAAGUACAUGCAAAUGAUGUACAUGGAUGAAAUAUGAAUAAUGACAAUAAAUAAGCCUUUAAC
Molecule: messenger RNA, 5545 nt
Organism: Rhincodon typus (whale shark)
Lineage: Eukaryota; Metazoa; Chordata; Chondrichthyes; Orectolobiformes; Rhincodontidae
Product: beta-1,3-galactosyl-O-glycosyl-glycoprotein beta-1,6-N-acetylglucosaminyltransferase 7-like
Exons: 3
Coding region: 311-1615 (434 amino acids)
Cellular component (GO): membrane
Molecular function (GO): acetylglucosaminyltransferase activity
Source: RefSeq, a predicted model, not a curated record